Hansenula anomala is the source of this 2472-nucleotide messenger RNA. It is a transcript of the gene APL4, whose product is annotated as AP-1 complex subunit gamma. NCBI's taxonomy places the organism in Eukaryota, Fungi, Ascomycota, Saccharomycetes, Phaffomycetales, Wickerhamomycetaceae. Gene Ontology annotation, cellular component: AP-1 adaptor complex; Golgi apparatus; membrane coat. The coding region runs from base 1 to 2472 and encodes 823 amino acids. The transcript is spliced from 2 exons. The record is from RefSeq and is a predicted model, not a curated record. Gene Ontology annotation, molecular function: clathrin-cargo adaptor activity. Gene Ontology annotation, biological process: intracellular protein transport; Golgi to vacuole transport; receptor-mediated endocytosis.
AUGAACAAAGAGCUUUCCACUCAAAACCACGCUUUUUCCUUCAUCAAGUCGGUUAGGUCCUCAAAGACCAUUGCCGACGAGAGAUCCAUCAUCAAGAGAGAAUCAGCCCUGAUUAGAACUUCUUUCAAAGAUACUGCUAUAACUCAUCAAGUUCGUCGCAUCAACAUUCAAAAGUUGUUGUAUCUAUACAUCCUUGGUGAAAAGACCCAUUUUGGUCAGAUUGAAUGUAUAAAAUUGUUGGCAUCUCCAAAUUUCAUUGAUAAAAGAUUAGGUUAUUUAGCCACCAUGUUGAUAUUGGAUGAAAAUCAAGAAGUUUUAACAUUGUUGACCAAUUCCUUAAACAAUGAUUUGAAUCAUCCAAAUCAAUUUGUUGUUUCAUUGGCAUUGGCCACUUUAGGGAAUAUUGCAUCUCCAGAAUUGGCUAGAGAUUUAUAUACAGAUGUCGAAAAAAUCAUUAGUUGUAAUAACAACUAUUUGAGGAAAAAAGCUGCAAUUGUGGCCUCCAAAAUUGUGGAGAAAGAUCCUGAUCUAAGUGAAAUAUUUGCUGAUAAAAUUGAUCAAUUACUUGCUAGUCAUGAUCAUGGUGUUACUAUCGGUACUAUGAAAUUAAUUAGAAGUCUUUAUGAAGUUUCACCAGAAUCGAGAGAACCGUUAUUAGAUAAAAUUCCAAAAAUCAUUGAAAUGUUGAAAACUUUAUUAAAUAGUAAUUUGAGUCAAGAUUAUGAUUUAGUGAGCAUUCAUGAUCCAUUUUUACAAAUUACAUUGAUUAGAACUCUAAGAUUAUUUUUCACUGAUGAAGAGCAAUACUCUUAUACUGCUAAAUAUAAUGAAGAUUUAAAUGAUAUUUUAACAGCUGUUUUUUCUUAUAAUGACUUUGCAAGAAAUGCAGGUGCUGCAGUUGUUCAUGAAACUGUUAAAACUAUUUUCAGUAUUCAAAAUUUAGAUCCAGCUUUGAAAGUUUUGGGUAUAAAUACUUUAGGUGAUUUAUUAGGUGCUAAAAGAGAAAAUAACAAUAGAUACAUUGCAUUAAACACUUUACUUUCAGUGGUGGAAAUUGAACCAUUGGCUGUUCAAAGACAUCGUGCUACUAUUGUUGCUUGUUUAUCAGACUUAGAUGUUUCUAUCAAGAGAAGAGCUUUAGAGUUAUCUUUUGCAAUUUUAGAUAGCUCAAAUAUUAGAAUUUUGUUGAAAGAAAUUUUAAAUUUCUUGGAUGAUCCUGUCAAUAAUGAUAAAGAAUUGAAAACUUAUAUUACAACAAACGUUACAAAUAUUUUGGAAAGAAAAGAAUUAAUUCCAAAUGAAAAAUGGAAAUUUGAUACUUUAACAAGAUUAGUUAAAUCGAGUGGAGGGUUUAUGACAAAUAGUAUAACUUCACAAAUCUUGGCUUUAGUUAUCAAUAUUCCAAAUAAUGAUGAAUUAAAGACUUAUACCGUCAAUAAAUUAUUCAAAGUUGGUUAUGAUGAUGAUAGUCAAAAUGGGUUAAAUUUAAUUGUGACUUGGUUAGUUGGUGAAUAUGGUGAUUUAUUAUUGAAAACAAACUUAUCUGAUGAUAAAAAAGUAACAGAUGAUGUUUUAGUUGAUUAUUUAUUGAAUUUGGCAAACUUGAAAAAUGAUAACCCUACAUUGAUUUCAUAUAUCUUGACAUCUUCAUUAAAAUUAUCAAGUAAAGUUGGUGGUGCUGCAAAGAGCCAAUUGAGAGCUUUUAUUGAAUCUAAAACAAAAGCCAUUGAUUUAAACAUUCAAAUCAAAGCUAUUAGUUAUAGUGUCAUUUUUAAUGAGCCUGAUAGUAUUAAACAAGGUUUAUUAGAUAGAAUGCCACCACCUCCAAUCAAGGCAAAAGAUACAAUCACAUUAACCAAUAGAAUCUCUAAACCAUUACCUGCUGCUGCUGCUAGUGCAAACUCCAACACAUCUGCCCGUAAAGGUUCAACAAAGACUGAAGACUUAUUAUUAGAUUUGAUGGAUGAUGGUCCAUCACCUUCCCAACCACAAUCAAAUUUGAAUGAAUCCGAUUUAUUGAAUGAUAUUUUCAGUAAUAAUACACCUGCAACAUCACAAUCCAAAUCAAAUAAUAAUGAUAUUUUGGGUCUAUUUGAUUCACCACAACAACCAAUUCAACAAUCACCACAGAGUAAUGCAAUUGAAGCACAUAAAUCAGAUAAAGUUAAAGUAUCUUUCUUACCAAAACAAAUAGGUUCAGGACAAGCAGUUAUUGAAACACAACUUGGAAAUUUAUCAACUUCAGAAAUUUCUGAUUUACAAUUAUUGAUUGCAGUUCCAAAAACUCAAAAAUUAACAAUGUCAUCAAUUUCAAGUCAUACAAUUCAACCUUUUGCCACAGUUACUCAAGAUUUAAAGAUUGUUGGUACACCAAAUUCCAAAAUAAAGUUAAGAAUUAAAUUUGAAUAUGUUAAAAAUGGUGAGAAAUUCACUGAACAAUUUGAUUUUGGUAAAUUAAAACAAACUAUUUAA